AUGAGUGGAGAAGGCCUGGUCGAGAUCGUGAACGCACGAGGUUUCCACGGUGCAGCCUAUGGCGUGGACCAGACUGCAUACCGAGUGCAGACGAAGGGGGUCGACUCCCUCUUUGGGGCCAUCAGCCACCUGGGGACGGAGCGGCAGAAAGGUAUGGACUUGCAGUCAACCCUGGAUGGCCAGAUGCUCUGCAAACAGCUCCUACAGGUUCGCCUGGAUCUCUUACCAGAACGGGUUACGGACCUCUUCUUCAUCCUGGCUGCCACAAAUUCCAGGGAGCUCGCAAAGUUUCAACACCUGGGCUUUCGCGUGGUGGACAGCGACAUCGGCGCAAAUCUUGCGCAAAAGGAGGACCAUAGGACCCAGCUCACCUUUGAGGCUGUUGUCGUCAUGUGCGCAAUCUACAAGCUUGGUGAUGGAUACUGGCGGAUUGGGUCCAUGAACAUGUCCUGUACCGGCUCACCAAGGGAUCUGAAAACCGCACUGAUGAAGCUCGAAGAGUUAGGAUUUCCGCGCAAGCACGACAAGUCCUCGCAGGAGCAUUUGGUCAUCGAGGGUGUGCGGCGAUACCUUGAAUUGCCGCGCCACUUAGUCAAGUCAGCUGACGUGCAAGUGAGCAGCUCGAACUCCAUGACGAUCCAAUACGCUAUUGAGGUCACAAAUGAGCAUGACGAAGCCAGCGAUGUCGCCGAAGCGAUGGCAAAAGGCCAGCAGCUGCAAACACGCUUGGAGGGUCCGGAGCUGCACCAAACGAUCUUGGAGGAGAUCUUCCGGUUCACCAACGAGAAAGUGAAGCCGGAAAGGCUGAGGAUGUUGCCUGUUGUGGUAAAGCCGCUUAGCGAUCUCCUCAUUGAGGUACGCUGGGAGUUCGGCGAAGUUAAGCGGCAGGACAUGAAGGAUCAUAGCUACCUAGAUGGCGCGCUGAUAGCGUUUGCAGGUCGCAGUUUGCAGGAGAUCAUCGACUACAGGGGGGCUCAUGGCGUGCGUGUGGUGCACAACGGCGUGGUGGACUACGAAGGGAUGUGGGUCGGGCCUGUUGGAGUCAACGACGCCUCGGAUGGCUCCAUCAAACACAAAGGCUUAGUCUUAGAUGAGCUUCCACGAGCCGGCACGCGCACCUUUGAGGUGAUGCUCGAGCAGCUGCCACCGCACACUACGGACAUCUUCGUGAUUGUGUCAUCCCCUUCCGGAAGGGAACUCAGCAAGUACAACAACAUCACUGUCGUCCUCAGCGCCGGGCAUCAGGUAUCUACCUGCCUCCUCAAGUCGAAACCAUCGUCUCCGGGCGUGGUUUUCUGCCGUCUCUUCAAGCAAGGUGCAACAUGGAAGCUUGGUGCCUGCAGGAGUCCGACUACUGGUGGGUGUCAUGACUUUCGGCCCGUCAUCGAUGGCCUCCGCGCCAUUCAGGCACAGACUCACCCUGGUUCUGCUCAGAUCUCCCUGGGAGAUGCGUCCAGUCGCGUGGAGAGGAA
Molecule: messenger RNA, 1472 nt
Organism: Symbiodinium pilosum
Lineage: Eukaryota; Dinophyceae; Suessiales; Symbiodiniaceae
Source: the annotation of a GenBank genome assembly